AUGAGUCGCCAGAAGAUAUCCUGGUCCAUGAUCGAAGAAUCGAGUGGUUCGUGGUACAUCUGUAAAGAGUCAAGUUCGAUAGCUUUGGGUCGGAAGAAGAAGCUCUUCGUAUUUCUGAGGAAAUUCGAGGAACUAUCGACCGUUCUCGAAAAUACAUCAGUCAAUGAGUGGAGAUGGGUUCCGUCGGAGUCUAACGCAGCAGAUGAGGCAACAAAGUGGGGAAGUGGACCCUACUUCAGUAGCGACAGCAAGUGGUUCAACGGACCGGAGUUCUUGCGCUUCCCGGAACAUGAAUGGCCGAAUUCUACGGAUUUAGUCGUGGAUACGGCCGUAGAAGUUCGAUCAUCAGUACUCUUUCACACCACUUGGGAACCUGUGAUCGCCUACGAGCGGUUCUCUAAAUGGGAGAGGUUGCAGCGUAGUAUCAUAGAGCCGGAUUGCAGCGGCGAAGGAUAUUCAUCACAGCGUGCGCUUUCCAGUAAUCCUGCCAAGAAAGCAUCGGUGCACGGAACUUCUGGUCUCACGCUAUCAUCGGCUCUACCGUCAUGCAAACUCCGAAAUGGUAGUGAACGAAGUCCGCCAGCUGUUCAUCAUACCGAAAAGCAGAUCGGACGAAGCUGCCAAUUCUGCAAAAUUCGUAAGGCACCUCCGAUGGCACCACUGCCACCAGCACGGUUGGCCAUACACGACCGUCCAUUCAGUUACGUAGGAGUGGACUACUUCGGCCCAUUGUUAGUCAAGCAGGGCCGCUUGAAUGUAAAAAGGUGGAUUGCGCUCUUCACUUGCUUGACUGUGCGCGCCGUUCACCUCGAAGUGGCAUACAGCCUGUCAGCUGCGUCGUGUAUUUCCUGCAUCCGACGAUUUGUCUGCCGCCGAGGAUCGCCUGUGGAGUUUUUCAGUGAUAACGCUACGAACUUCCACGGGGCUGAACGACAGCUUCGUGGCCAGAUCGACGAAGGAGUAUCAGCAACGUUCACCAGUGCCAACACGAAGUGGACCUUCAUUCCGCCAAGCGCUCCGCACAUGGGCGGUGCAUGGGAGCGACUCGUCCGUUCAGUGAAGGCGGCGAUAGGGGAUGCGUACCGCGAAGGAAAACUCAACGAUGAAGAGCUGCAGACCGUGAUCGUGGAGGCAGAGGGCAUUGUGAAUACUAGACCAGUCACGUACUUACCACUUGAUUCUGCGGAAUCUGAAUCGCUUACUCCGAACCAUUUCCUGCUGGGGAGCUCUAACGGGGUCAAACAGCCAAGCGUGUGUAUCGAGCCUCAACAGGGGAUUUCUCGGGACUUGUGGAACCACAUCCAGCGGCAGCUCAACCGAUUCUGGCAACGCUGGCUGAAGGAGUACUUGCCGGUGAUAAGGAGGCAGACCAAGUGGUACGAUGAAGUCCGGUGCGUGCAAGAUGGAGACUUGGUGUUGAUAGCGAAUGAGGGCAAGCGGAAUGGCUGGACUCGCGGGAUCGUGAUUGAGUCGAUCAGAGCACCGGAUGGUCACGUGCGCCAGGCUAUGAUCAAGACUGCGGGGGGAGUUCUUCGUCGGCCGGUAUCGAAACUGGUGGUACUCUAUGUUUCAAGUAGCAGUGCGGUCAUUGAGGCCAGUGGACCGCACUCGGGUUAG
Molecule: messenger RNA, 1617 nt
Organism: Ochlerotatus camptorhynchus
Lineage: Eukaryota; Metazoa; Arthropoda; Insecta; Diptera; Culicidae
Exons: 3
Coding region: 1-1617 (538 amino acids)
Biological process (GO): DNA integration
Molecular function (GO): nucleic acid binding
Source: RefSeq, a predicted model, not a curated record